Brassica rapa (field mustard) is the source of this 5680-nucleotide messenger RNA. RefSeq names its product cytosolic sulfotransferase 12-like. Lineage: Eukaryota; Viridiplantae; Streptophyta; Magnoliopsida; Brassicales; Brassicaceae. The record is from RefSeq and is a predicted model, not a curated record. Gene Ontology annotation, molecular function: sulfotransferase activity.
GUAAUUUCUUUUCUUGAUGAUUCUUUUUGUGACAAAAACUUAAAAAGAACUCUUUGAGAGAAUUGCCUUUUUUAUUAUAUAAAGAUUUGUUAUAUACAUUUUACUUUGUUAGUAAUUGUUAUUACAUAAAAAUAUAACAUCUCGUUUGGUACAAUAAAUCAUAACUUGAAAUAGUUAAACAAAUAACCUCAUUAAAACUAUAUAUUUUUAAUUUUCUCAGUUUCCUUAAAAAAUAUUUUUAAAAUUUAUUUAGUUAUACUAUUGAACAAAUAUUUAUUUAGGAUAAUUUUUAUUUUCUUUUGUUUUUGUUUCAACAAAUAUACUUUAGCAUCUACAAUUUUAGUAUAUGGCAGAACUUUAUAAGUAAAUUAUAUACAUGCUUUACAAAUUUUAACAUGUUUUUACGGUCAAUGAUAUUUUAAAUAAUUAAAAUAGUUAAUUUAUUAAUUUAAUAUAAUUGUAUAUUUAAUUCAUAUAUUACUUCUAUUUUAAUAUAAUAUAGGCUAUAAUUAAAAUAAUUUAUUAAAAUAUCAUACAAUAUUUUAUAGUAAAAUAUUAAUCAACAUUUAAUUGAAUAAUAUUAUAAUUAUAAUUACGAAAUUAAUUAAUGCAUUAUUAUAUAAAAAUAUUUAAAUUUGAGUAAGAUUUUUUUUUGAAUUUUUGUCAACUGAUUUUUUAUGAUUAAAAAUAAUAUUAAAACAACUUAAUAGGUGAAAAUUUUAUAUGUGUUGAUUAUAUACAAUGUGAUAUCUUAAUGAUACCAAAAUGAUAAUUAGAAAUAAAUGAAAUGUGAUUUUCUAGUAAAAGUCUUUUAAAAAAAAACACACAUGAAUCAAAGUUGUGAUUUCUAUUUUAAUAGAAUAGAUUCGUUAACAUCUAUAGUUUUAGUAUAGCAGAAUUUUAUAAGUAAAUUUUAUACAAGCUUUACUAUUUUUAACCUGUUUUAACUGCCAAUAAUAUUUUAAAUAUGUUUUUUAAAAAUUAAAUAAGUUAAUUUAUUAAUUUAAUAUUUAAUUCAUACAAUACUUCUAUUUUAUUAUAAUAUAGGAUAUAAUUAAAAUAGUUUAUGAAAAUAUUAUACAAUUUCUUAUAAUAAAAUUUUAAUUAACAUUGAUUUAAAUAAUAUUAUACUUCUAAUUACGAUGUCAUAUCGGAAAAUAAAUGAAACUGAAAACCAUAAUUUACAUGGUUUGGAGCAUUCAGUAACUACAUGCGUACAGGAUGUCUAAAUGGUAGUGGAUCAUUCAGUCAUUUAUAUUUUCGUGGAGCAGUCAGUAAUACAUAUUUUAUUUAUGAUGCACGCGAGUUUGUAAUUUAUUAUUAUAAAUGGAAAAUAAGCCUCGCCAGCAAGCAAGUCCAAUUAACUUUAGAUUCUAAAUACAUAUUAAAUUUGAUUUUUCAAAUAAUUAAAUUAUUUUAAUACAAAUAUAAAAUAUUUAAAAUAAUUUUCUGAAACAAAACAUAGUUUGAUAAUCUCUUUUUCAUCUUUACCUUAGAUAACUUUUUUUUUUCUGCUAAACUUUUCAUUAGAUAUGGUCUCCUUUGUCCUUCAAGUAAAAUGUUGUCCAAACAAAAAUCUUUCAGUAAAGAUGUAUCUACGUCAGUAAAGAUUCAAGAUGUAUGUACAUCCAAUAUUAGUAAGAGAUAUCUCGAAAGAGCUGUUAGAACCCUUUUUUUUUCAAAGACAAAUACCGCUAGGUCUUAAAAUUGGUUAGCUCUGUUCGGUUUCGGUGGUUUUCUCAGCACUGGAACCGAAUAUCCUUACUAGCUUACCUUCCUAUGCUUCUCUUGCAUGUUUGGUCUAGAAGAAGAGAUGAAGUCAUCUAAGGGGAGACGCAUGUUAGCGCGUGAAGAUCCUUUGCUUAGAGCUUUGGUGAUGGAGACCUCGGAUGUAGGUGAUGGUGGUUUGUCACUGAUUUCUUCUGGCAGCCGUAUGUGGUCGUAUUUUCAAAUUCCUAUAUCUGCAUCUCUUUGCUAGCUAGGUUUUUCUGACUCAGCGAAAGGUUCUUCAGGCUAGGGUCUCUCUAUGUCGCUUUUGUCUCUCCUCUGGUAGUUUAUGUUGUCAAGAUUUGUGCUUUUGUUCGUCAGCCUGCACGGAGGAGGGGGUUUGAUGGGCAUUUGGAUUUUGAUUUUGUGGUUCGUCUACUGAUAGACCAUUGAUUUUACCUACUUUUAGCUAUGGUUUAUAAGUGUUCUAAUAAUUAAUUAUUAUAUUCUAGAAUCCAUUUAGUAUAUUUAUAGGAUCAUUAGUGAUUUGAAAGAAAGUGACGUUUUGAAACAUUUUAGAAAUAUUUGGAGAAAGCAUCCGAGCUGACCAUCGAGCAAGACCAUUGGUCGACAUUCAGAGACAAUAAUCGAUCGAUGCACACCCUGUGACAUCGAUUACGGCGAAGCGCAGAAGCCCGUUUGGUUCCAGCCGACUUAUAGCCCAAGAAUUCACAAAUUUACAAGAUUACUUCUGAUGAGUUUUAACUUAAUUAUAUAUAGCUUGCCAACAUGUUAGAGGUAAAGUGUGCUUUCUUAUUUUUUUAUUUUCACAGUAAAGAUUUUCUAGGAUUUUUAGUAGAUUAGAGAGAAGAUCCAAAGAGAUUUGUGAUUGGAACUCCAUUGACAUCUGUCUAUUUAUCUAUGCAGUUCUUACACUUAAUUGAUGUUAUGAAUUGCUUAGCCUUGUCUGAGUAGUUUUCUUGUUAGGUUUAGGGUUUAAAUAGUUAAUGAGGAAUUAGCCCCAACUAUAGAUUGCUAAGUUGUGAUAUUCAUCAUUAGGAUUGUCAUUAAAGCAUUUUUCUAGUUUAGCUAGCUAGAACUUAAUUUAGGAGUUGUAGACUCAAUUCAUCACUUGCAUCUCACCAUGAAUCCAUCCUAGUUGAGCUAGGAUUGCUAGAGUAAGGCGAGAGCUGCUCUAGAAAGCCUAGUGAGCACAAUUCAACCCUUGCGUAAAGCUUGACUAAACGCGUCGAUCGAUAUUCAAAUCGAAUAAUCGAUCGACAGUUCGACAAGUGUAUCUAUCGAUAUUCCUAUAGAAUCAUCGAUCAACACUUAUAUCUGGUUAAUAGACAAACCUAAAAAGCGAGAGCCGAUCGGUUUGUUUAUAAGUGUUGAGCUUUAUAAUAUCAUGCAUACAACUUAUUAGGCAUCUGUAGGAUUAUAAUCCUGAAUACCUGAAUAGAAACUCUAAGUGUAGCUAUUUUAUCUAAGUACCAAAAAUCCAAAUCAAAUCAAUCGAGCAACUGCCUUGCUCACAAACCUACUAUUUACAUUUAAUCAUAAUCAACUUAGCUUAAUCACUCUGAUGAUCUACCUUUUCAUCUUUGCAGCGUCUACGUCGGUUGUAGUCUGCUGAGAGUGAAGUUUUGGCGGUGCUCAGGGAGCUUCUCCGGGGUUUGUUGAUUGGGCUUUGCUUAGUCGUGUGCUGCUUUGGAGGCAAUCAUUGCAUCCUCUUCACAACUCAACCCGUCAAAUAGUCUGAGUUUCUGUGUUUGCGGUGAGUUUCCUUUUCCUUUGGUUUGUUCAACGAUCAGUCUUGGUUCAUAGAGUUGGGAUCUGUGGCGUGUCUGGCGCUAGAUGUAUAUAUCAAGGAUUUGUUUGACGGAGCGGUGCAGCUGCUUGGUUUGAUGCAGUGUAGGUGUGACGUCUCCUCAUGUCUUUGUUUAGUUCUAACUCUCCUGUUGUUCAACUGUCCUCCUUUUGGUGUUUGGUUGGGUAGUGUCGUCGUUGCUACUUGUUCCCUUUUUAGACUUAUGUAUUUGGAGAUAUUUUCAUUUUUUGCUAUUUUAAUUUUGUUCAUUGUUCUUGAAUCCAGGGGUGAAUGUAGAGAAAAAUUCUAAUGGAUGCAUGAUGUAUAUUAGUAUAUAAACCAUAUAUUAUACAUACACAUAUGUAAAAGAUGUGAAAGUGGGUGUAUGGAACUCCUAACGAAAGAAUUUACUGGGUGCACUCAUUCUCAUCCGAUCUAAUUUGGUCAUAUAACAAGAAUUAUUAAAAAAAAAGAUGGGUCAUCAAUGUAGAUUCGCUCAAUAUAUAUCUUCAAAUUAAAAAAAGUUGUAGAUAUUAUUUUAAGACCAAAAAUAGUAUCGAAAUAUACAAAAGCAGUGAUUCAUAAUAAAAUAUAUAAAAGCUACCUUCCAUCAGUGGGUUCUAGAUGAGCAUCUUAUUUAUUUUUAUUUUUUGGUCAACAAGCAUCAUAUUUACUAAAAAUAAAAUGAUGAAAAACGAGACAGGCAAGAAUGGUAUUCCCUUUUUUGUCGUUAUGUGUUUGUGUCUUUAGAUCAUGGCCAUUUUGGUUAAUACAUAAUUAAAAUUAAAAUUGAAUAAAGAGGUUAAUAUCUAUCAUUAGAAAAUUCAAAUGGGCAUCUUAACUGAUGACCAUGCUCUGAAGACACAAACACAACACGAAAUAGAAAAAAAGACAAGUAUAUAAAGACACAAACAUAACUUCAGUGAUAACUUAAGAAAAGACAUCUCAUAGUUUCUACAUUUUCAGGAUUGAUCUAUACUCUUGAGUCUUGACAAUGACAUCAUCAUCUGUUCCUAUUUACUUGGGAGAUGAAGAUCUGACACAAGAAACAAGAGAUCUGCUUUCUUCUCUUCCAAGCGAGAAAGGUUGGUUGGUCAGUCAAAUCUAUCAAUUCGAAGGAAGUUGGCACACACAAGGUCUGGUACAAGGAAUCUUGAACUGCCAGAAAAACUUUAAAGCCAAAGAUUCAGACAUAAUCCUCGCCACCACUCCUAAAUCAGGUACGACUUGGUUAAAAGCUCUUCUCUUUGCUCUCAUUCACCGAGACAAGUUUCCUGUUUCUAGUAAGCAUCCUCUUCUAGCUACCAAUCCGCACCCCCUUGUGCCCUACUUGGAAGCAGAUUACCGCGUAUCUCCAGACGUCGAUUUCUCCGAGUUGCCUUCUCCAAGACUCAUGCAAACGCACUUACAGCAUCAUUCUCUGCCGGCAUCCAUUAAGAGCUCGUCUUGUAAGAUUGUAUAUUGUUGCAGAGACCCUAAGGACGUGUUUGUUUCCUUAUGGCAUUUCGGGAGGAAACUUUCUCCUGAAGAAACCGCGGAGUAUCCGAUUGAAAAAGUGGUUGAAGCGUUUUGUCAAGGGAAGUUUAUUGGUGGACCCUUUUGGGAUCAUGUGUUGGAGUACUGGUACGAAAGCCGCAAGAAUCCGAACAAGGUCUUGUUUGUUACAUACGAGGAGCUCAAGAAGCAGACCGAAGUUGAGGUUAAGCGAAUCGCUGACUUCAUUGGAUGUGGUUUUACUGCUGAGGAAGAAGUGAGUGAGAUUGUGAAGUUGUGUAGUUUUGAGAGUUUGAGUAAACUGGAAGUUAAUAGACAAGGGAAAUUGCCAAAUGGAAUAGAGUCUAACUCUUACUUUAGAAAGGGAGAGAUUGGAGGUUGGAGAGAUACUUUGAGUGAGUCCUUGGCAGAAGUAAUAGAUAGAACCACUGAAGAGAAGUUUAGAGGUUCUGGUCUGAAAUUUUCUUGUUGAAUCAAUCUUUAAAACUUGUUGUUAUGUUUCUGUUUUGCUUUAAUGGUGUUUCUGUAACCUUGUGCACUUGUUGUUGUUGUUGUUGUUUUCUUGUAUUUUCUGGUGAAUUGUUGUUGUUGUUUUCGUUUUUUAUGAGAGCUGGGGUUGAGUUGUUAUUGUUCUUCUUGUAUGAAUAAAAUGGAGUAUGUUUGUGUUUU